AUGAAGAUCGCCUUCUUCUCCACGCACAGCUACGACAUUGAGUCGAUGGAGCGUAUCGCCAAGGAGGACGGUGUGACCCCCACGCACGAGAUUACCUUCCUGGUGCCGCGUCUGGACCACACGUCUGCUAAGUUGGUCGAGGGCUGCGAAGGUGUCUGUAUCUUCGUCAACGACAUCGCUGAUGAGGAGUCUCUGCGCGCCUUGCAUGCCGGUGGCAUUCGUGCUGUAUUCCUACGCUGCGCCGGCUUCGACAUGAUUGACCUCAAGGUCGCCAAGGAGCUCGGUAUGGCUGUGACCCGCGUGCCGGCCUACUCACCCUACGCUGUUGCUGAGCAUGCCGCCGCCUUGAUGAUGACACUGAGCCGUAAGAUCCACCGCUCUUACAGCCGUACGCGCGAGCAGAACUUCCGUCUCGCUGGCUUGCUGAGCUUUGACAUCAAUGGCAAGACCAUCGGCGUUGUCGGUACGGGCAAAAUCGGAGCUUUGUUCGCUCGCAUCGCUGCAGGCUUCGGCGCCAAGGUGCUUGCUUACGAUGUGGUGCAGAGCCCCGAAGCUCUAAGCUACGGCGUCGAGUACGUCGGCCAAGACGGGAUCUGGGCUCGUGCCGAUAUCAUCUCAUUGCACGCUCCUCUCUUUCCUAGCACCAAACACAUGAUCAACGCCGACAGCAUUGCCAAGAUGAAACAGGGCGUAACGAUCAUCAACACCAGUCGUGGUGGCCUUAUUGACACCAAGGCGCUGGUGGAAGGACUUAAGAGCGGAAAGGUCCGCGGUGUCGGCCUGGAUGUGUUCGAAGGUGAGGGCGAGUAUUUCUACUCGGACUGCUCUGGCGGUAUCAUCGCCGAUGAGACUCUCGCUCGUCUCUUCACGUUCCCCAACGUGAUCAUCACUGGCCACCAGGCUUUCUUCACCAAGGAGGCCUUGGACAACAUCGGCCACACCACCAUGAACAACAUCAAGGCAUACGCGGCCAAAAAGGAGUUAGUAAACGAGGUCAAGUAA
Molecule: messenger RNA, 1002 nt
Organism: Phytophthora infestans T30-4
Lineage: Eukaryota; Oomycota; Peronosporomycetes; Peronosporales; Peronosporaceae
Product: D-isomer specific 2-hydroxyacid dehydrogenase, putative
Exons: 1
Coding region: 1-1002 (333 amino acids)
Molecular function (GO): NAD binding; oxidoreductase activity, acting on the CH-OH group of donors, NAD or NADP as acceptor
Source: RefSeq, a predicted model, not a curated record